UUUGUACUUUGUAAUCCCCCUUACCGUCGAUCCACUACCGAGUAUGGGCGUCUUACACAGUUCCAACAUCCCUCCACCGCCUCAGUGCCCCCAGUGCGGCGAGCCCAAGGGGAUCGACCAUGUCUGCAGCAACACACCGUCUUCCAGCUCUUCGUAGAGCCUCCCUUGACGCAACCAACGCAGCCAACGCAACCAUGGACUCAGUCAUCUGAAGAGGAAGGAGAUGCAAAAGACAAAGCUCCACGCUCUGGAGCCAUCUUCUCCUAUGACAUGAUGGAGUUCCACCUUCCCGGCUUUACCACAUCCGAUGUACGACUCCACUGUGGAUGAGCAUCCUCGCCCAAUGUGCGUAGUCUACUGAACCCUGCACAUUGGGCGAGGACCACUGAACCGGGACGGCAAGCCAGGUACUAUCGCUAGCUCGUUGGAUCUUACCUGAACACUCUCUGGUAUCCUAGAGUUCCUUCCUAAUUCGAUCAAACGCCUCUCUAGCUCUAGGCAAGGAUCUCUCACCCGAUCUCCACGGCUUGUUGUUCCCGUUCCUCGGCAACAGUGCCCCAAUGAACAAGCCGCGGAAUUGGAAAUUGACCAGAGACACAUUGCAAAAUCUUGGUAUGAGCGCCGGUUCAUUUCAAGAGAGAGAACAAGCGCCAAGGUAUCUGGCGAGGGAUUUUCAUGGAAGUUUAAUUAUAACUCACUGCCGUUUGGGUUGGUUUGGGCUAGUGGCAGCCCCCACGGUUCCUGUUUCUGGGGUCCAAAGGAUCAACACGAGCAAGGAAUGCGCCUUGUCCGUUGUGAACACCCCCAACCAAACAACCACCCCGAACUCCGGUAACUUCGGUAUGCCUCGUAUCCCAACCACGCCACAUCCAGCAUCGCCAGAUUUUUUUCUUUCCGAGUCAACAGUCGCCAAGAUGCACCACUGAACCAUUCCAGUACGGGAAGGUGAACACGCCCUAGACCCACAUCGUCUACAACUAUUUAAUUCUACAUCGAGCGUAUCAUAUAGGAUAGCGUGGUGCAAGUAUACAAGUACGUGCCUGAAUAUUUAACAAGAAACAAGCUAGAUAAGUAUCCCCAUAUCGAGUAGUAUAUAGAGGAAUCCUUCUGAAAGCGUACGCUAGUCGGAAUGUAGGAGGUCUGUUAUAGAAAGGAGAGAGAUCAGCCACCCAAUCGACGACCCGUAUCAACAAUCCUCUUGUGUUGUCUUCUAGACAACCGCUAAUGCUUAUUGGACGAUCAUUUAAUUCCCGCAGGGGCUCAUCAAUGGUUAUACGGCUUGUCUCGCGCGAAACUCCGUUGUACGGGACGAGGAAGGCAGCGUCAAAAUUGCGAUCACUCCCAUUCCGGACUAUAACAGAAUGCUGACAUGCAUGGGUCUUUCUACACACUGACGGGCAGACAGUAAAACAUGUGUUUAUCGAAGCAUACGUGCUGCUUUCUCUCUUGCUCCACUC
Molecule: messenger RNA, 1457 nt
Organism: Periconia digitata
Lineage: Eukaryota; Fungi; Ascomycota; Dothideomycetes; Pleosporales; Periconiaceae
Source: the annotation of a GenBank genome assembly